CGCUGCGCAGCCGGUGGCCGCCGUCGACGCGGUGUUUGCGCUGGUGCGCGAGGCGCGCGAGGCCGACGCUCCGCUGGCCGCAGACGCCGUCACGGUGGAUGCCCUGGUGCUGGCGCUGGCGCUCGGCGGCCAUGCGGCCGAGGCCGCGGCGCGGCUGGGCGCGUGGUAUGCGGAGCUCGGCAUUGAGCGGUCGGCGGCGUCGUACGUUGCUGUGCUGCGCGGCUGCGUGCACCCCAGCAACAAGACCGUGGCCGAGGCCGUCAUGGCGCAGAUGCUGGACGCCGGCGUGCAGCCGACGGCGCGUGUGCUGGAGACCAUGGUGCUGGUGUCCCUCGGCCAGUUCAACUACGAGGACGCCUUUGUGUACUUGGAGUCCAUGAAGGCCCACUCCAUGGUGCCUGCCUGGCGCACGUACGCCGCUGUGGUGCGCCGCUGCGCGCGUGUCCGCGACCCCCGCGCACAGACUGCCCUGCGGGAAAUGCAGGCGCUCGGGUACCCCGUCACGGACGCCCUGCGCAGCUUCGUUGCCCUGCACGGCCGCAGCGCACGGUACACGCCGGCAGCGCCGCGCAAGGCAGAUCGCGAGGCUGCCGAGCCCACAGCGGUGACGCAGCAGCCGGACGGCCAUGCGCCUGGGGCGCCCUCCUUCAAAAUCUAAACGCAAACCCCCACCAGAAUCUAGAAUUAAUCAACUUCCCCCUCUCCUCUUUUGAAUUUCAUAUUCGCCCCUUCUCGUUCUUUAAUUUAUUUGUUU
Molecule: messenger RNA, 754 nt
Organism: Kickxella alabastrina
Lineage: Eukaryota; Fungi; Kickxellomycota; Kickxellomycetes; Kickxellales; Kickxellaceae
Exons: 1
Coding region: 263-658 (131 amino acids)
Molecular function (GO): protein binding
Source: RefSeq, a predicted model, not a curated record